CUGUGGGCCGUCGUACUUUCUCGUCGUCAGUUCUAGGGUUUUCGUUAAAGUAAAUGAGUAAUAAGAGAAACGUAAGAAGAACAUCAAAUCGAGUUGCAGAGGGCGAUUGCCGAGCGUCGUGGUAUCCGUUCUGCUUCGGCGCCGACCAGCUUUAGAUUUAACGCCGCACUGCUCUCCGCAACACCUUUUAUGCGCGGCGCACGCGAGGGAGAUUAACAAACAGCCCCGGCUGACCGGCGCGCUGUCCCGAACAGGCUGCCCGGACAGGCUGUCCCCUCGCCGCUGCGACACACCACGACACUGCUGACCCGCGUACGGCCCCCGGCCUCCUGCACGGCGGCAGGAAGGGGACACUAUCUCCCGCUUCGAUGGCAGCGCUGCGCUGUCUAUUCUUCAGGCCAGUCCACCUGUCCACCUGCAGGAGCGCGCUUGUUCGCCGACGGACAGUUCAGUGGCCAGGCCCCCCCGGCUAGUCCACCUCCAGGAGCACCGUUCGUCCCCCGGCCAGUCCACCUCCAGGAGCGCUGUCCACCCCUCGGCCAGUCCACGUCCAGGACGCGCUCGGCUAGUCCACCUCUAGGAGCGCUGUCCACUCCAGUCCCACGGCUAGUCCACCUCCAGGAGCGCUGUCCACCCCCGGCCAGUCCACCUCCAGGAGCGCGGCGGGGCAUUAGCGGGAGUAGCAUUGUGGAGCCGGCCGGGCCGGGAGUGGCGAUGCGCGAGCCACGUGAACAUCCCUCCCGGACACUUGCACGACGGCGGCGGGGCCAUCGGAGGCCUCCCUUGUGGUGAAGCCCGUGCGCGUUGUGUGUGUGUGAGUGUGUGGACGUGCGUGCGUGUGGACACGCGGACCUCGAGGUGUGCUGCCCCGCCUCCGUCACCAUGAGCGAGGAGCACCUCUACCUCUACGUCCACCUGCUGCUGGCCGGAGUGCUCUCCCCUCACGAAUCCCCGGUCCAACAGCCGGCAGGUGACCUUGAAGCAGGUGUCCAUCCGGUCCAGCGGGGUGUACAGGUGCGAGGUGUCCGGGGAGGCGCCCUACUUCCACUCGGCGCACAGCGAGGCCCGCAUGGAGGUCGUCUACAUUCCAAAAGACAACCCGACGAUCAGCGGCCCUGAGCGGCAGCACCAGGUCGGCGACAACAUCGCCCUCAACUGCACGUCGGGGAAGUCACACCCCGCGUCCAAGCUGCAGUGGUUCAUCAACGACCAGCUCGUGAGCGACCCGGCCUUCCUGGUGGAGCACCCGCACCAGAAGCACGCGCACGGGCUGUACACCACGGUGCUGGGCCUGCGGCUCGUCAUCCGCCCGCAGCACUUCCGCGAGGGCUCCAUGGUGCUGCGCUGCGUGGCCACCGUCUCCACCGAGCUGUGGCGCUCGCACACCGAGGUGGUGCACGACGACGAGCCGCCGCACAACGUGCGCAUGCUCGAGAACCGGGAGGCCUUCUUCGAGCUGAAGGGUGGCGGUGGUCCUCGCCUGGCGCCCGCCCUGCCGCUGCUGGUCCUGCUGGCACUGCUCCUGGCCACCUGAUCGCCCGGCGCCCUGCUAUACGCCAACCGAACCCUCGUUAUUUGACAAGCUUCGUUCGAAUCUCGAUGUGUGCGUUUAUGUUUGUGUGUGACUGUGAGAUUCGUCAAUUUCUCUUCAAGAGCGUCUGGCAUCUCCCCUCUGUCUUCCGAACGCCCCGCCCCGCGCGCCUCCGCGAAGCGAGUAAGGAACCAAAAGUUUUCGUCGAGGGGAAAAAUGUUCGGUUCCGAAAACAACGACUGAAUAGCUUAAUAAUUUUUCUAAAAGUGUAAGAGUAAAGCGCAGACAGGGCACGCUGUGUGUUACAGAGUUGUGUGUACGGACGUGCGUGUGAGCAUGUGGCGUCACCAUGUGUGCCAAAACCUGUUACGCGUCGACACGUUUAGAAUUACCUUAUACACAAAGCUGCAAUAAAAACUUGACAAUGCCUUGUAAACGUGUAAAAAUAUGUUAAUUACAACGCAGACCUCUUAAUUUUAUUCGCAAAUACGUGUACAGUACUCAAACACGCUUACUAUUGUGGUCAGCCAUAAUUUGUGAGAGAAAUGCUGUUGCUGUGAACAAAGUUGGAAAGUAAAGUUUAAUGAUACUAUUGAUUGUAGCUAUAUGUGAACCAUUCUGUUCCAUAAUUUGCAAUAUUUUUCGUGUUGAGGCCUACAAAAUAGAUGUUUCAUUAUUUUGACGUGUGUGAAUCAAAGCUACCAAAGUUUAUAGAAACCGUUAUGAGUCAAACCUCUGUGAUUAUAUUUGUUUUCAAUAGGUGGUUGUUAUUCGAUCUGGAUUUUCAGGCUAAAUGUUACUUUAUGUAAGAAAUAAUUCACUCUGUGCAUCCCCUUUUUCUGAGCUUCCUAUUCCUUUGUAAAUUAGAUUGCAGAACGUUUUCUGUCAUUAGCUUGCAUUUUUCCCACUCUGUACCUGCUAUGAAAACACCUGUAGUAUAAGAAAAAGAAUUGUCAUUGAAGUAGUGAAAUGUAAUGACUUCUUGCACACGCAACAAUAUCACAAUGUGUAUAUAUAGUUUGUAAUUUUUUGUACAAACAUGUAAAUAAUGCCUUGUACAGUAAUAAUAAUUAGAAGGUGUGAAGUAAUUGUACAUUAUUCUAGUAAAUAUCUACAGUUCAGUUUCUGACACGAUUUUGCUUUCAUUUUGUCGUUCAACAAAACAAGCAGCUUUGGGAACAUUAACUGUUACACUACCUUUCCUCCAGCGCAUUACAUACCUAUUCUUUGCUAUCUACGAACGUUGUCUACUUUCUCCAUUUCCUUUUGUAACUACGGAAUAUUUUUAUCAAAUCUUCCUGCAAAAAAAAAUGUUUAUAUCCCAAGGGGAAAUAAAGUUUUCUUUUGUUGCUGAA
Messenger RNA from Frankliniella occidentalis (western flower thrips), 2886 nucleotides. RefSeq names its product cell adhesion molecule 2-like. Lineage: Eukaryota; Metazoa; Arthropoda; Insecta; Thysanoptera; Thripidae. The record is from RefSeq and is a predicted model, not a curated record.